This is a messenger RNA of Sorex araneus (European shrew), 3795 nucleotides long. RefSeq names its product kelch repeat and BTB domain containing 11 (gene KBTBD11). The record is from RefSeq and is a predicted model, not a curated record. The transcript has a single exon. Lineage: Eukaryota; Metazoa; Chordata; Mammalia; Eulipotyphla; Soricidae. Bases 139 to 2103 code for a protein of 654 amino acids. Gene Ontology annotation, molecular function: protein binding.
CACUGUAGUGGGACGCACCACUCUGGGGACAGGGGCCCCCCACGCCGAAGAGCCUGCUCUGGCCAGGUGCAGUCCGGGGACCGAAACCUGGUCUGCUGAGUCAAGGGGGCUGGGGGGCAGCCGAGCCGAGGCGCUGCCAUGGAGACGCCGGUGGCCCGCUGUGUCCUCUACCCCGGGGACGACCGCAGCCUGGAGCAAGGGACCUCGUUCACCCCUGGAGAGCGCGCCGGGGGCGCGGACAGUGCCUCCCAGAGUCCCGGGGAGCUCAGCCCGCAGCCUGCGGAAGUGGCCGCCGCGGGGGAGCGCGCGGCGUCCCCGGCGCUCGCCCCCUGCAGCCUGCGCGCGUCCCUGUGCUUCAGUGCCGGCCCGGGCUCCCCGCCGCAGUCGCGGGCCUGCGCGGCCCAGGACGCAGCGGCCUCCCCGCCCUCCCCGCGCCGCGUGGUGCAGACGCAGCGGGAGGUGAGCAGCAGCGCGGCCGCCGGGACCCCCGAAGAGGAGCACACUUCCCCGGAAGCGCUCAGGACCCCUGAAGAAGAGGAGGAGGAGGAGGAGCGCGCGUCUCCGGGAGCGCUCGGGACCCCCGAGGAGGAGGAGGAGGAGGAGCAGGAUCCCGCAGACCCCGCGCCCUUGCCGCCCGGGGUGGGCCCGGGUCACGGCGAGCCCGACCUGCUUAUCGAGGUGUCCGGCCGCCGGCUGCGCGCGCACAAGGCGGUGCUGGCCGCGCGCUCCGACUUCUUCCGCGCGCGCGCGUCGCGGGACGUGCUGCGCGUGCGGGGCGUGGGCUUCGCGGCGCUGCGGCUGCUGCUGGCCGACGCGUACAGCGGGCGCAUGGCGGGCGCGCGGCCCGACAACGUGGCCGAGCUGGUGGCCGGCGCGCGCCGCCUGCAGCUGCCGGGCGCCGCGCAGCGCGCCGCGGACGCCGUGGCCGCGCAGCUGAGCCUGGACAACUGCUACGACGUGCUGAGCGCCGCCAAGCGCCAGCGGCUGGGCGAGCUGCGUGACGCGGCGCUGCGCUUCAUGAGCGACCACUACCUGGAGGUGCUGCGCGAGCCGGGCGUCUUCGGGCGCCUGUCUGGCGCCGAGCGCGACCUGCUGCUGCGCCGCCGCCUGCGCGCCGGCCGCGCGCGCCUGCUGGCCGCGGCGCUGGGCUCGGGCGGGGAGCGCGCGGGCAGCCGGCCGCAGAGCCCAGGCGCCGACGCCGACGCCGCCGUCUACUGUUUCGAUGAGGCGGCCGGCGCGUGGCGCGAGCUGGCCCGGCUGCCCGCGGGCGCGCCGGCGCGGGGCUGCGGCGUCUGCGUGCUCUGGAACUAUGUGUUCGUGGCGGGCGGCGUGCACUCCGCGGGCCCCGACGGCCGCGCGCGCGCCUCCGACCAGGUCUUCUGCUACAACCCGGCCACCGGGCAGUGGAGCGCCGCGCGGCCGCUGCGCCAGGCGCGCUCGCAGCUGCAGCUGCUGGCCCUGGACGGCCACCUGUACGCCGUGGGCGGCGAGUGCCUGCUGAGCGUGGAGCGCUAUGACCCGCGCGCCGACCGCUGGAGCGCCGCUGCCCCGCUGCCGCGCGGCGCCUUUGCAGUGGCGCACGCGGCGGCCACCUGCCACGGCGCCCUCUAUGUGUCCGGGGGCUCGCUCUCCUACCGCCUGCUCAAGUACGAGCCGCGGCGCGACGAGUGGCAGGAGUGCCCGGGCAGCCCCAGCCGAGAGCGCUCGGCUGACAUGGUGGCCCUGGACGGCGCCCUGUACCGCUUCGACCUGUGCGGCGGGCGUGGCGAGGCGGCGGGCGCGGUGCGCGUCCUGCGCUACCACUGCCUCGCCAAGCGCUGGAGCGAGUGCCCCGCAACGCUGCGCCCGCCCGGGCCCACGCAGCCCUUCCGCUGCGCCGUGCUCGACGGCAGCAUCCUCUGCGUGGGCCGCGCCGGCACCUGGCGCUUCGUGCCCGCGCCCGAGGGGGACGAGUCGUGCGGCAGCUUCCAGCCAGAGCCGCUCGGGGCGCCCCUGGACGUCCGCGGGGUGCUAGUGCCCUUCGUGCUCAGCCUGCCCGAGGAGAAGCUGGAGCGGGGCGAGGACCCGGACCAGGAGGACUCGGGCGAGAGUGGCGCGGUGUAGCCCCGUGGGCCGAGGUCUCCCCCUGGAGAGGGGCAAGGGGCAAGGCCAGCCGCACCCCCCUCCCGCCUUUAUGCUUCGCUUCGCUUCAUGAGCGCGGGGGGGUGGGCUGGGGAAGGGUGUGGGGGCCGGGAGUGGAAUUGGGCGUUAGGUGGGUGAUCGUGGGUUGCGCCAUGUACUUGGGGUGCGCUCUGGGUACUCCUGGUGCGUUUGCGCUGGAGACUAAGGGGAGAGGAGGCAGACAGUCCCUGUCUGGGUGCACUGAGAAGUCGGUUUCUGGUGUUGGACCACGAGACUGGGGAGUGGGCUUCGCUGGGGAGCUCUGGCUGAAGGGCCUGCUGUGGCCUUGAGGGUUAAAGUGGACGCUUCCUGGCCUGGUGCCAAGCCCCAUCCCUGCUCGGGCUCUGCUGCUCCACACCCAGUGGCAACAACAGGCCAGCUGCAGGCCGGAAUACAGCCUGGAAGUUCCGUGUUUCCUCUGGCACCCGCGGUGGAGAACAGGAAAGGACGCAGUGCACACGCAUAUCCACAGGCGCUGGUGCGCUUCUGGGCACAGACACCUGGGCGAACACAGCUACACGCAUGCGUAGGUACAUGUGAACACAAAAAUACACACAGCCCACGUACAUAUAUGCAAGUUACGCUCACACAUUAGGCAUCCACACAAUAUCACGUGUACACACUAGGACAUUCACGUAUGCAAGUUACGCACAUUGGGUACACAGGAACACACGGUAACACGUGUACACAGUCAUGUGCACGAAUGCACCCAAGUGUGCACACACAGCCCCUUGGGCUGGGCACUGCACUGAGUUGGGAGGAGGUCUGUACCCUGGGAGAGGGCAGCUAUGCCUUAUUUCUGUGCACUCGUCCUGACCCACGCUGGGCUGCAGGUGCUGGCCAGUUGCCCCCCAGAGCUGUGUGUCUGACUGCUGGCCGCCUGUGUCCACAGCUGUGCUCCGGAGAGGACUCAUCCAGGAGCAGCUUGUGGCUGCUCGGGCAACAGCUCGUGGCCUCUGCCCAGCCUGUCUGUUCCCAGCACAGAAACAUGUCUGAGGUCCAGGUGGUGGGGAGUUGCUUCUGGCACCAGGGGCGUGUCAACCCAGGUUGAACACACGUGCACACACGUGUUGGGCUGUGGCCCCAGGCACGGUGACAGCGAGCCCACUGCCCUGGAACCUCUUCCUUUGCAGCCAGACAGGGCGCUGCCUCAUCAGGAAGGAAGGAUGGGGACCCGCUCCCGACACAGGCAGAAUCCAGCUCUCCCCGUGCGGGCAGCCGCACUGCAGGCAGUGGGACGGGGUAGAAUGCUCCGAGGUGAGCUCGCCUGGCCCGAGGCCCGAGCAGGUGGGGGGUGGAGUCGGGGCCUGCUGUUCAGAGCCUGUGCUUGUGAAAUGGGCCCAUGGCUUACGAGCAGCGGCUUUGUGGUGCAUGUGCUAGAGGCAGGAGUUGUGGGCACCUCUCAGGUUCUGUGUGUGCGCAGCUGCCCGGGCACCCGCAGCCGGCAGAGACUUCACCUCACCAGGCUUCGUUCCAGACACGGACCGCAGAGCUGGCAGAGAGCACGGCACAGGACAGUGCCGUGCAGGAAAUGCACGCGCCCUACAGCAGUGCCCUAUUUUCUCUCUAGAAUUGUACUAUUUAUGCUAAAACUUUUCUAUGAAAUGGAGGCAGACUAAUAUUUUCAUUCCUAAA